Messenger RNA from Fusarium odoratissimum NRRL 54006, 1382 nucleotides. RefSeq lists its product as uncharacterized. Bases 140 to 556 code for a protein of 138 amino acids. The record is from RefSeq and is a predicted model, not a curated record. Lineage: Eukaryota; Fungi; Ascomycota; Sordariomycetes; Hypocreales; Nectriaceae. The transcript is spliced from 2 exons.
AAUCUCGUAUUCAAGUCGAUUUUCUAUCGUCGUUCCAUUUGAGCUAUCUUAUCCACAGGGCCACAGCUACCUACCUGACCAUAACAUGGUAAAUGCCAAGCCCAUGGCCUGCUAAGCGGCCGUGUUGUCCAUCCAAAGGAUGCCGAUUAUUCCGUUCCAAGACUUCUGCGGCACGCCCUCAAUUUCCACUGUUCUACGGGUUGCAUCCACGUGCGCUUCCUUAAGCAGUAUGUCAGAGGUCUUAACCCUUUGUGGAGGACAGCCAACCAUAGGCCAAGCAUCUGCGGUACGCCAUCAAGCUCUGUAUCGAGACUUUGAACACUCGACUGUGUCCAGUAAUUACAGUGACUGCGUCACAAUCACCUUGUCCUGUCGGCGCAAGGCACAACGCAAUGCCCAGUCUCACCAUGCAUUCUAUCGCGUCAUUGCUUCUGGGCACCUGAUGGUCUGCAGGCGACCUAUGCAAUGCCAUGCCAGCAAGAAGUGGCACAGCGUCAGACCUGUUGCAUUGGCUCGCAUCAACCUGCUGUAUUAUGAAGCCCACCACUGUGAAUGAUACAGUAUGCGAAUUGCAUCUUGGGGUCCAAUUAUUCGUGUGAGGCGAGCUACAGGUGUUUUCAUGGGGAAGGACACCAUUGACGAGGAUGCUGCAAGAUGGUAACUAGCCGUUUGAUGGUGUCUGUUGUUUAAGCAUACCCUGUGCAAACAGCAGCCUAUUCGAGGACAGAGUCGUAUACGAAAGCUAUGACCAGGGCCAGGUUGAGUAGCAAUCCAAUCACCACAAGAUUGAUAACCUGAACUCGAGGUUUGCGGCACCGCAUACGAGGCUAUUUUGAAUUCGUCAAUCAUUCGUGGCAGAGUGUAGAAGCAGCAUUAGUCUUUCUUUAGUUCGACAUAGCUGGCACCUCUAAGCGACCUCAUCCCGCGCAAUCGGGUACGCAGAGAAGCUCGUGAUGGGUGCGCCAGAUCAUCCUACCUUGGUGAUUGGACUGAUACAGACCACGCGGUGGGAUUGAUACCACGGGAGUGCCCGCUCAUUGCGCGCCUGCCGCUGCAUUCAAUGCCGCAUGGAUUAGGCAAAUGGGUGACAACGUGCAUCCGAACCGCCAAUCUACGUUUGAUCUAUCAGCUCGGCCUUCCUAUUGAGGUGUAGAUAUUCGGAUAAGAACCACCGAGUGUUGAAAUUGAUAACUUCAAGGUUGCAAUACAGACCGUUGUUACAUGCAUCAGACAAUCCAUACUUGAUACGUCUGUGAUGAUCAAUCGAUGGUAUCUAAAACAGUUUUUUGUACUAAUCUAUACAACACACCAACCUCGGAACGAACAUUCGAUUCCUCGAUCUGCAGCUGUGUCACAGUCUCUCGAUGUUGGUCUCAGCAACC